This is a messenger RNA of Lactuca virosa, 465 nucleotides long. Lineage: Eukaryota; Viridiplantae; Streptophyta; Magnoliopsida; Asterales; Asteraceae. The record is from the annotation of a GenBank genome assembly.
AUGCAGAUUCAUGAGGAUCUUGGUACGUUGAUGAAAAAGUUAAAAGAUUUAGGGUUCAAUGAAACUGAAAAAGUGAAAGAUGAGUCUGAUGAAGAUGAGGUGGAGAUCCGGUUGAUUUUGAUUGUUUGGAAGCUAGGGCUUGGUUCACUAAUUACCAGCAGUUCUAGAAGUGAAUAUGGUUCCAUUGUAGGGUUUCUAACAAGAUUUCAGGGUCCGAUUUGUAGCUUACAAAGCUUGGGAUUGGAGCUAUUCAUUGUGCGAUACUACAUUUUGGCUGUUAAAUCUUCUCUGGGACAAAACAUAAUUUCAAGGUUUCAAGUGUGGGAUCUUCUCUUCCUCCACUGGAUUCUUGAUGAUAUUGAUGUUAAAGCAAUAAGGGGGAAAGAUACCUAUAGAGUAUUAUUAGGUAAAACGAAAGAGAUAGAUAUGCAACAGAUGUUGAUUAUGAGUAAUGAAAGAGAGUGA